AUGAGACACCACACACCGGAAUUUGAAGCACCCGCCAUGCAUGAGAUACAGCUGCUCAUCCAUCUCCGUGAACAGGUCUCGCGGAAGACCCGGCACAUUUUGGGAAACCUGGUGGAGGCAGAGCACGACCCGUCGAAGAUAAGAUCAUCGCUCCUGCGGGUGUACGAGAAGAAGCUAGGCACGUACUACCAGGAGUACGUCAAGCUUCACCAGGAAAUUUUGGAUCGCAUCCCGGCAUCGGAGUUCGAGGAUCAGGGUGAUUUGGAGAUGGAAUUCUACCGGCUGCACACCGAAGCACUGCUAAGGAUAGAGCAGCUAUCCGCGAGCUUGGCUGGUAAGUACGAACUCAGCAAGAAUGAGCGCCUUGGUUUGGAAAGCUUCCAAAGCAGGCAGUGGCCAGAGCCUGCUCAAAAGGAGCAAUCUGACAAGUCCCACGUGGUACCGUCGCAUCACGUUGCGACGAACGUCAACAACGUGGAAUCCGCCCAAGGAGAGCGUUCCAAUCGGUCCAGUGUGACGCCAGCAAAUCACACUGUGACACCUACCCAGCCACCAUCAAAAUCGCAACCGAGAGAGUGCCAAGGUAUUGGUAGCCUCCAUAAUCGGCAUCAGGUGAAGUCCGUCUCAGAAGAACUCUACGACUCAUCCAGUCUAGAGCCACCGGCAAUCUCUGAGACGUCCAAGGACGAACCGAGGGAACACGAUAGGUCAUCCUCUACGAAGGAACCGCGUAACACGACGAGAUGUGGCCUACCAAGCACUGAAGAUCGACAAGGCGCGGAUUGGAAGCGGACUUCCCUCCGGGCAGAGUUCAUACCGUCGAAGCUAUCCAGCCAGUCCUGUGUGCAGCUAUCGAGUGGCACUGCGAUCCCCGUCCAGGUAAUCCAACCGGCCAGCAAGGAUUGGAGAUCUUCAGGAAGAGUGCGGAUUCGCCACCAACCGCAGUGUGGUAGCGAGGAGCUCUCCGACGCGUCCAGAGUAGAACCGUCGAUUCAGGGAUCAGACCACCAAUCGAAGAACGCUCAAAAGGAGCACAGCCAGACGUCUGACGAGUCAGCAGCCCCUGGUCUACUGCAUGAAGUGGAUCAUCAACUCCGCUUGGAGUGCGAUAAGGAGGAGCACUCCCGACAACCAAGUGUAGGACCACAUCCAAACGUCCAUUCUACGACAUCCAUCGAGCAUCCGGAAUCCGCUCAGAAGGAGCAUUCCAAGCUGACCAGUUUCAAGCAGCUACGUCGAGUGGAGACUAGCACUGAGACUAUGACAGUGGCAGCCGUGAAGUACCCAGAGCUUGCUCAGGAGAAGCUUUCUGGUCCAUCCAGUGUGGAACAGCCCGUUCGCACUGCAACUUUCAUCGAAGGAUCCGCCUUCACCCCGAGAAUGCAGACAAAGUCGUCUGUAAUGGAAAUGACGAAACCCUCUUCACGUACCACCGAGUCCAUGGCAAGCAAGAAGGAAUCAGAAUCCGCUCAGGAGGAGCUCUCUGAUUGGUCCUGUGUGCACCAGCUUGCUCACACUGCGACAUCCGCCGUGGAACCAGAGUCUGCUCACAAGGAGCAUUCCAAGCCGUGCAUUGAUGAUCUGCCAGAUGCUACUGCAGAAACCCCGAACCAUGUGAAGACCGCUCAGGAUGAGCAGUUCUGGCUAUCGUACGUAAAGACAUUGCGUGGUACGAUAGCUGCAGAUCGAAAGAUAAUUCUGCACAAGCCGAUUAUGCUGUUGGGCGGAAAACCAUCGUUCGCGACAGUCAUCAACCAAGUGGAGUCCGCUCAGGGGGAGCCCUCCAAACCAUCAACGUGUGUGAAACCUCUGGUAAACCCAGCGGUGUUUUCCAAGGGGUCUGAAUUGGAGACCAUGGAGUGUGGAAUUGUUACAGCAGUCAGCGUGAAGCUGGCUCUGGACACUGCUGUACGUGUCACGGUUUUUGACAGUAACAGCGAGAAGGGAAGGUUCCACGACCUUCAAAGACUGAAGGCCACGAAGAAGUGGCACACCAAACCAGCGAAACCACCACCAAUGAUUUCUAGGAACGAUUCGAGUUCUCGCUCUGAAAUGAUCGUCGAGCAAUUCAGUCCAGAUAAAGCAGGGCAAGCUGGAUUGUCCAACAUGAAAGAGAUGUAUUACGUCGUACUGCCUACCAAGAUAGUGCAGCCAAGGGAAGAGGAAACCGAAUACGCAUUAUUCGGCCAGCAAUCCGUUCGGAAAGCUGUCGAAGGGCAGUUGAAAAUCCGAUUCAGCUGCCUGUACCACACCCGGGAGGAGAACUCCAAGUCGCCGAUGGAAACCGUACAUCGCCAACGAAUCCUUGACUUGAAUGGAAAAGGAAAAAUCCAACCAUCACGACGAGGAUGGAUGUUCGGAAAGAUUCCGACGAGUCGACUACCGCUUCAAAUGGAUUGCAGAGAAGACAACCGUCACCCGAUGCCGUUGCUUCGACAGGAAUGCUUCCAGCCCGGGGGCAGUAUGUUCGCGCCCAUCGGGCACUCUGGUGGAAAAUGUGCCCCACAUUCCCCUACGAGUUUGAACAGCGUCACUCAAGCUCCCACAAAUGUAAACACGGCGACAGCGCGGGACCACUCACCACUAACGAUGAUGACGCUGCGAGCGAGCGCGCGUCAACGCGGUGCCCAUGCUGCGACCGGAAAGUACACAGCUGAUUCGCAGAAGGCGGGUUCGUCAAGCCGCAGGUUUCUUGUUGCUGCUGCCCCGAUACUCUGUAUAUGGUGUGGUAGACACUGUACGAUGAGCUCAGGAAAAAGCGAUUCUGUGCUCAAUCCACUACUCACCACUUCGCACAACGGGGGCACGAUCUUCUUCACAGGUUCACACACAGCACAGCCAACUUCCACCGUGAUUUUCGUCAAACACCGACCGAGACAAACCAAAGUUAUCGUUUCCGAUGCCAUUUCCGCUAGCUAA
This is a messenger RNA of Aedes albopictus (Asian tiger mosquito), 2919 nucleotides long. RefSeq lists its product as uncharacterized. The record is from RefSeq and is a predicted model, not a curated record. NCBI's taxonomy places the organism in Eukaryota, Metazoa, Arthropoda, Insecta, Diptera, Culicidae. The transcript is spliced from 5 exons. Bases 1 to 2919 code for a protein of 972 amino acids.